AUGUCUGGCAGUUUCCUCUCGCUGCUUUCGCGUUCCAAUGCGCGCAAUUGCCUCACUCCGCGGCGAACGUCUCUCGGCGCGAGACUCUUGUCGACUCUCCCCAACACACAUAUCUUCCGCGCACUCCAGAACCAUGCCCCUGAUAGUUUGGCUGUUGUGCAUAGCGCCUCGUCCCGAUCAUUCACAUACGGUAGUCUAAUUGCCGAUGUCGUCCGCGCCAAGGACGACCUGGAACAGAAAGCUACGACAGCGCAGGGCCAAUUGGCUGGCGAGCGGAUUGCCUUCCUCGCGGAGAACAGCUAUGACUACGUAGUGACUCUGCUGGCGAUCUUUGCUAGUGAUGCCAUUGCGCUCCCACUCUCGCCGUCUUUCCCGACUGCAGAGCUGAAAUACAUACUGGAUAACUCACAGGCUAAGAUGCUGCUGACAACCGAGAGGUAUGCCGAUAAAGGGAUGGAAAUCGUGCGAGAAGGAUUAGAGCAUGGGCCUCUAUUUGCUAUCCGCAAUCAGCUCACAGAGGGCGGCGCAUCGAGCCGCGAGGGCGUAACCCUGUAUGAUCUGAAGCAGCCUUCUUCCGGUGGGAUGAUGUUAUAUACAUCUGGAACCACAAAUCGACCGAAAGGUGUUCUCAUCCCUCAAUCGGCACUGGCCGCGCAAGCGUCUUCUCUACUAGAAGCAUGGAAGUACACACCAAACGACCGACUGCUUCAUUUACUCCCCCUCCAUCACAUCCACGGCGUGGUAAACGCAAUCGUGGCACCAAUCGUAGCAGGCUCCUCAAUCGAGUUCAUGUACCCCUUCAACCCGGAUAAAGUCUGGAAACGACUCGCAGCACCCUUCCUCCCAUCCAACACUUCAGAAUCCGCCAUCACAUUCCUCACUGCCGUCCCAACAAUCUACAACCGUCUCAUGGCUACCUUCCCCAAACUAACCCCAGAGCUCCAAGCAGCCGCCAAAGAAGGACUAUCUCCACGAAACCUCCGCCUGAAUAUCUCCGGCUCCGCCGCCCUCCCAACGCCCACAAAAACCGCCUGGACAAACCUCAGCAAUGGCAACGUCCUGCUCGAACGCUUCGGCAUGACCGAAGUCGGGAUGGCGAUUAGCUGCGGCCUCGAUGGCGCAGACCGCGUGGACGGCAGUGUCGGCUGGCCGCUCCCCGGUGUCGAAGCCCGACUCGCCGAUCUCGAGACGGGUGCUAUUAUCCCAGUCGAAGAAAAGACUUCCAAUGGCCGAGAACGCGAAGGCGAGAUCCAGCUCCGCGGCGAAACGAUCUUCGGUCAUUACUGGGGAAACGAGAAAGCCACACGCGAGAGUUUUGUCCCGAGCGAUGAUGGAGGCAGAGCGUGGUUCUGCACAGGCGAUGUCGCGACUCGGAGGAUCGUUGAUGGAGCCGGUCGUGGAACGAGCGGAGCUUGGGCUCAGGGACCGAUGUAUUUCAUCCAGGGGCGGAAGAGUGUUGAUAUCAUUAAGACUGGGGCUGAGAAGGUCAGCGCCUUGGAGGUUGAGAGGGAGUUGCUUUCACUUCCUCAAGUCACCGAAGCUGCAGUCGUUGGCCUCCCAUCUGAACAGUGGGGUCAGAAGAUUGCUGCUGUGGUUGUUCUGUCUCCUGAUGCGGCUGCUUCAGGUCGUAAUGGCCGAUCUUGGAGCCCGAUGGAUAUGCGACGCGCGCUGAAGGGCUCUCUUGCUUCUUUUAAGAUCCCGCAGGAGAUGAAGGUCUUAGACGCUAUUCCGAGGAAUGCUAUGGGGAAGGUUAAUAAGAAGGCCCUUGUGAAAGAGGUCUUUGGUGUUUGA
This is a messenger RNA of Penicillium digitatum Pd1, 1791 nucleotides long. RefSeq names its product acyl-CoA synthetase. Gene Ontology annotation, biological process: fatty acid metabolic process. Gene Ontology annotation, molecular function: medium-chain fatty acid-CoA ligase activity. Lineage: Eukaryota; Fungi; Ascomycota; Eurotiomycetes; Eurotiales; Aspergillaceae. The record is from RefSeq and is a predicted model, not a curated record.